Messenger RNA from Eucalyptus grandis, 1153 nucleotides. Its product is annotated as mini-ribonuclease 3. The record is from RefSeq and is a predicted model, not a curated record. Gene Ontology annotation, molecular function: ribonuclease III activity. The coding region runs from base 78 to 803 and encodes 241 amino acids. Gene Ontology annotation, biological process: RNA processing. The transcript is spliced from 7 exons. Lineage: Eukaryota; Viridiplantae; Streptophyta; Magnoliopsida; Myrtales; Myrtaceae.
GGCGCUCCACUCUUUCUUCCGAAGCAGAAACUAAUCGCGAACCGUGCCGACGCUCUCGUCCCGCUCGCGCCCCAGCCAUGAGAGUGCUCGCCGUACCCACCCUGCCGUCGCCGGUAGCGCGAGCGCCGUCGUGUCCUUGCUCGUGCUCCUGGGACACCCAGCAGAGGCUCCCGUACAACCGCAACGCCCCCAGGAACCCCAAUUCCGGCAAGCUCAAGGCCCCCGCCCCGACGCCGCCCCUCGCCGUCGCCGCUCCGGCCACCCGUUCGGGCCCUUCCGUCGCGGACCUUCUCAAGCGCUCUGAUGCUCGCCCGCCGCGCGCUGGAGAUGAAUUUUACUUGGGGUAUGAGCUGUGGUUGCCUAGUCCGCCGAAAGUGGAGAAGCCUCGGUCCGUCUACAAUGCCGCGCUGUUAGCUUACAUUGGGGAUAGCAUAUACGAGUUAUAUGCUCGCAGGCACUUUUUGUUUCCUCCCCUGAGCAUUGAAGAAUUCAAUGAUCGUGUAACAUCUGUAGUACGUUGUGAAGCGCAGGAUGAACUGCUUCAGAAGCUGCUUGCUGACAAUUAUCUAUCAGAAGGGGAAAGGGAUGUUCUUCGGUGGGGAAAGAAUGUUGGUACAGCUAAAACACGGUCUAGAAAACGUGCUGGUACUGCAGUUUACAACAGAGCAUCUUCAUUGGAAACUUUGAUUGGUUAUCUGUACUUGACAAAUGUGAAACGCUUGGAAGAUGUUAUGUUAAAGUUGGGAUUCUCAACAGGUGCUUCAUCUGAAUGGCUGCUGAAUGAAGAGACACUACUAGUAUGAAAGAGAGGGAAGAUAAAUACAUGACACAUGGCUGUGACAAUGGCCAGCCACCACUGAACCUCAAAAGUGCAAAUGUGGAGAGCGAAUCAGGAAGAAGGUUUUAAGUCUUGUUAUCUUCGAUUAGAUGAUGAUGUUAGUCUUGCCUUCUUGAUUUGGUAGAAAAUGUUUUGUUCACUGCCAGUAUCGGAAGAAUGUCUGGGUUUACAUGCUCCUGUUGCGCUGUACUACACGCACCACUGGACAACUUAUCGAAAUCAGGUUGUAACUUGUGACAAGGGGGAAAUUUUUCUUAAUUGGCUUGGGUCGUAAGUGUCAAAGCUGCGAAGAAAUGCAUACUCGGUCUCCAUUAA